UCUCGAUCUUUCUCGUUCUCCUCGCUUGCGAUCAUGCUGUGCUUUGGCUUGCGUUUCCCCACGCCUCCCGCGAGCGUUCCGGACGAAAAUCUCCUCAACGAUGCGAGAAAGCAAGGUAAUCCGGUGCUCCUGGGCCUCCUCGAGGAUGGAGACAAGCCUGUCUUGAUCAGCUUCAGCAACAGGCAUGUGGACACGCUCCUCCGUCUCGUGAAGGCAGCGGAUUUCGAAGGAAUGGAGAAGAGGCUGUCGAGAAUCAAGAAAGAAGUGGACGAAAUCCUGCGGCUAGUCACCGACGAGGCCUCCCGGGUCGCUGUGAAGGCAAUGCAGCUGGAUAUCGGACUGGGACUGAUCGACACAUCGCCAAUGCUCCUCGUCUUUGACUGCAUGCGGAUCUUCUCGGACAGGCUUACGAGGAUCUACCGCAAGACCUGCGAAAAGGAGCUAAGCUCUGCGAUCAGAGCUUCAUUCGACAAGCCACUCCGCAAGGCCUGCGAGGGACGCACUCUCCAUGCGAAGAAAGCGGAUUUGACGUGCUCCGCGACUUUCACAAUGUUCGCGGCUGGUUUGUCCGAGGCUAUGCAGGAACCCGUGGAGAAUGGCCUCUCUGAAGAAGCCGUGAAAAGUCUGGCUAACUUCUACCGAGGCGUUAUCGAAAGGUACGUUGUGGAAUCCAAAGGAGAGCUUGACGAGGAGGCUGAAGAUCUCUUCAAGGCAUUGGCACCAGAAAGCAAGCCAGAACUCGAGCUCGUUCUGAAGGAGUGGGCGACCUUCUACAGUCAACGUGACAAACGCAACAAAGCUGCUCACCCCGCAACUUUCAUCGAGGGCCCUCAGGAGGAUACUCAAACCGAGUAUGCACGCCUGGUCUACAUGAAGGAGGCGUUGGAGAUCCUGAGCAGGGGCAAUAACCUUGACGUGGUGGGGAAAUGUGCGGUCGUGCACUAUCGAAACUACGUGGAGCAUCACGGGGCGGCGAGUGCUGGAGGUGCUGGAGAAUCGAAGGAGUAAAGGAAAGCUACGAGUGGUAAAUGCCGGCUAUGCCUGGUCCUGGUGGCGGGACUGAGAUUUUUUUUUCCAGGCUUUUCAAUCGCCAAUUGUAUAUUCAUCUCUGUUCCAAUAAAACGC
Molecule: messenger RNA, 1125 nt
Organism: Selaginella moellendorffii
Lineage: Eukaryota; Viridiplantae; Streptophyta; Lycopodiopsida; Selaginellales; Selaginellaceae
Exons: 4
Coding region: 34-1008 (324 amino acids)
Source: RefSeq, a predicted model, not a curated record